CUUUCUUUGAAGAAGCAAGUUAAAGUAUAGAUGUUUUCAUUAACCAUGUGUUUGAAGUCUCUUUUAAGUUCAUCUUUGCAUCGCUUCAUCCAUGAAGAUUUCCAUAGCGUCGUUGCUUCCAUGAGUAUCAUCGACACUUUUCUUUUCCUCAUUAUGCACACCAUUGAUAAGCUCGGCAUAUGGCCUAAGUUACCAGUACUUUUAGGUUUGGUUUAUCUGGUUAUCCGGCGGCACCUUCACCAGAAGUACAACUUAAUCAAUGUCGGAGUAACUCCGGUUGGUGUUCGAUUUAACCCUGCAGAUUAUCCUUACAGAACUGAGGAUGGAAAGUAUAAUGAUCCCUUCAAUGAGAAUGCAGGCAGCCAAGGAACCUUUUUCGGCAGAAACAUUCUCCCUGUUCACCAGAAACAUAAGCUUCUGAAACCUGAUCCAGCUAUGGUUGUCACAAAACUUCUGGCAAGGAGAAAGUUAAUAGACACAGGAAAACAAUUCAAUAUGAUAGCAGCUUCUUGGGCUCAGUUUAUGAUCCAUGAUUGGGUUGAUCACUUGGAGGAUACCAAACAGAUUGAGCUGAUUGCACCUAAACAAGUUGCAAGUCAAUGUCCUCUUCAUUCUUUCAAGUUCUUCAAGACAAAGGAAGCUCACACUGGCUUCUAUGAUAUCAAGACUGGCACAUUGAAUAUUCGUACGUCUUGGUGGGAUGGAAGUGUUAUAUAUGGGAACAAUGCAGAAAGAUUGCAGCAAGUGAGAACAUUCAUAGAUGGGAAGCUCAAAAUAUCAGAAGAAGGUCUUCUUAUACAUGACUGUAAUGGGAUUGCUGUGUCUGGAGAUGUUCGCAAUAGUUGGAUAGGCGUCUCCACAUUGCAAGCCCUUUUUAUCAAGGAGCAUAAUGCAGUCUGUGAUGCUCUCAUGAAGGAAAAUCCACAUUUGAGAGACGAGGAAUUAUACAGGUAUGCAAGAUUGGUGACCUCUGCUGUGAUUGCAAAGAUUCAUACCAUUGAUUGGUCGGUAAAGCUUUUGAAAACUGAUACAUUGUUGGCUGCAAUGCGUGCAAACUGGUACGGAUUGUUGGGAAAGAAAUUCAAGGACAGAUUUGGGCACGUUGGAGGAGCCAUAUUGGGAGGUCUUGUGGGUCUUAAGAAACCUGAAAAUUAUGGUGUCCCUUAUUCUUUGACUGAGGAAUUUGUUGGCGUUUACAGAAUGCAUUCACUCCUACCUGAUCAUCUUGCUAUUAGGGACACUACUUCUGAACCUGGACCAAACAAAUCUCCACCGUUGAUCCAAGAGAUUCCUAUGGAGAACCUGAUAGGCCUAAAAGGAGAAACGGUUCUACCAGAGAUUGGAUUCACUAGGCAAUUGGUCUCAAUGGGUCACCAAGCCUGUGGAGCCCUAAAGCUCUGGAAUUAUCCUACAUGGCUCAGGGACCUUGUAGUGCAUGAUGUAGAUGGCCAUGAGAGGCUUCAUCACGUAGACCUACCAGUUCUUGAAGUUUACAGGGACAGAGAGAGGAACGUUGCAAGGUAUAAUCAGUUUCGUAGAGGUCUAAUGAUGAUACCCAUAUCGAAAUGGGAAGAUCUGACGGAUGAUAAAGAAGCUAUUCAGGUACUAAAUGAGGUGUAUGGUGAUGAUGUAGAAGAACUUGAUCUUCUAGUGGGUCUCAUGGCAGAGAAAAAGAUCAAAGGAUUUGCAAUUAGUGAGACUGCAUUUUUCACAUUCAUUCUCAUGGCAUCAAGGAGGCUGGAGGCUGACAGGUUCUUCACAAGCAAUUUCAACAAGGAAACAUACACAGUGAAGGGACUUGAAUGGGUGAAUACUACAGAAAGUCUAAAGGAUGUGAUAGAUCGUCAUUACCCAGAAAUAACAAAGAAAUGGAUGAACUCUACAAGUGCAUUCUCUGUGUGGGACUCUCCUCCUGAAUCUCAGAAUCCCAUUCCUCUUUAUCUUCGUGUUCCGCAGUGAUCUUAAAAGUUCAUGUGAGAAGAAAUGCAAAUGGAUUCGCUCAGUAAUAAAUAAAAGCCUUUAAAUUUCCUCAGCUGUAGUGCCUUUGUUUGCCAAAUAUAUACUUUUUUUGUGAAAAUUGGAAUAGCUCUUCCGAUAAAUAAAGCUAUGUUGCCUUUCCUAU
This is a messenger RNA of Hevea brasiliensis (rubber tree), 2122 nucleotides long. RefSeq names its product alpha-dioxygenase PIOX. Gene Ontology annotation, biological process: response to oxidative stress. The transcript is spliced from 10 exons. Lineage: Eukaryota; Viridiplantae; Streptophyta; Magnoliopsida; Malpighiales; Euphorbiaceae. Bases 31 to 1959 code for a protein of 642 amino acids. Gene Ontology annotation, molecular function: oxidoreductase activity, acting on single donors with incorporation of molecular oxygen, incorporation of two atoms of oxygen; heme binding; peroxidase activity. The record is from RefSeq and is a predicted model, not a curated record.